UUAGUCCGAAUCAUAUAUUUAGUUCAUAGUUGAAUUUGGUCUAAUUGCCAUGUUGGUCUGCUUUAAAAACACUGAUUUUACCGUAACGCUGUGUAAAUUGUGUAAAUUUUGACCUGACUACGGAAUUGUAUAAAAUUUGACUUUUUGGAAGACUUGACUAUGGAAUUUUGUUCACUACUCGGCAUUAACUCAUCCACGUUAACGAAAUUUCCUACACACUGUAUUAAUAGAAGAAAGAAAAAAUGUUGGUGGGUCUUCCAUAUUUAACUGUUGAUUUUCCCAUGUUUCAUUAAAAUAUUUUUCUCUUGACAACAAAAUAUUUUUUUCUAAGAAGGUUUUUCUAUUGUUCAACUUUGCUUCAGAAUUCUUUGACUAGCGUACUUUAAAAGUCAACUAUUCAAACUGGAGCUGGUUUAUGAGAGAUGCCCCAUCAAAAUGGUAACAAACAAAUAUUUGACCUAUCAGCCGAAAUAUGAGUUUUCUGUGGCGUAUUUGUCUGCCAAAUCUUUAUAAAUAACUUCAUAGACUCAGUUUGCUGUUUUAGUAUUAAUAAAAAUUAUUUUGACGGAAAAAAUUAUGAGCAGAAGAAGGGUGUUCAUAGACUUAUAAAAAAAACUGUAGAAUGAAUAAAUUUGUAAAUCAAAUUUUUAUCUCCUUUGUAUUCUGUAUCAUUGGUUAGUUAGUAACCUAUGUAAGUAAUUUUCUUUUAAUCAAUAAAAUCUUGCUGAUAAAAAUCCUUAUAUAGUUCAUUUUUCUGCACCUAUUUCAUUUUUUUCCGGGUAAAGAUCAUAAACUAAAAACAAUUUAAGGCAGAUUUAAAAAAAAAAAACAAUUUAGCGGUGAUAAACUGAUAACUUAAGCUAAUCAUUUUGGACUUGUUGUCCCAAGCCCAAUACUAUUAAUUUCUCACCAAGGCCCUAUAUUAAUUACAAAAGUGGAUGUCAAAGCUUCAAUCAAAACCAAGCUGGAAUCCAAUACGACCGUUGAAUGUGGAUGUGAAUCCCAAAUCAGAAACCACCGUUUUUGGAUAUCGCCAUGGUCAUCUUAUCCCUCGUCUCUUGCUCUGUUUCCCUCUUCUCACCUCCCAUUAGUCUCCGGCUUCGUUUCCCCCCUGUUACAUCUCUCUUUUCCCAUGUAAGCUUCCCUGCUUCUACAUUUAAGCCUGAGCUACGGCCGUUGUUUGUCUGCUGCUUACAACGUCGGGAGACCGCUCAUAUUCACCGAUGUAACUGCCUUACUUGUACGAUUGAUGGGGAAACUCAAAUAGGGUCUCUGUUUUCGCUUUUCCGAGAUAUUGGGUUUAAAGAGGAAGAAACGGAGAUGAUUCUGGCGAAGAACCCAGAUGUAAAGUCGACGCCUUUGGAUAAGAUCAGUGCUCGUGUCGCUUCUCUUCAGUCUCUGAAACUCGACGGCUUCGCGCUUCAAGGUUUGAUUGCAAAGUGCCCUUCUUUAUUAACCUCAGAAGAGUUAGAUCUCGUUAUUACCUUCUUGGUUGAUGAGCUCGAAGGAAGGCUUGACCCUGAGCUAGUGGAACGCAUACUCGCUGCGUCAGACACUUCUUUCUUGCUUAGUUUCAACCAGAAGGUGAGGCUGCUUAUCCACCAUGGGAUACCUAAAGAAAAGAUCUCUUACGUGUUGAGCAAAGUGUACCUGAAUAAACUCAUGUAUCAGAAAUCAGUUGAAGACAUUGAGAGAUUGAUUAGUUACUUGGAACCUUUUGGUGGAAUCGGUAUCAUUGCGAGGCGGCCAGUUAUCCUCAACAGUGACUUGGAUACUCAGUUGAUUCCUAGGGUUGAGUUCAUUAGGAAUCUCAGCGGGGAAGAUGACUUCGCCACUGGAACCGUGCUACGUAGACUACCUGCUAUACUGAGUUACAGCGUUGACCAUAUGACCAGCCACGUUGAGUUCCUCAAGUCUUUUGCUGGCUUGACGAGCGAGCAAGUGUUUAAGAUUGUUCAUGUGUUCCCUAACGUGAUCAGCACUAGUAAAGAGAGGAAACUGAGGCCGAGGAUAGAGUUUCUGAAAGAGUCUGGCUUUGAUUCCCCCGGCAUGUUCAAGUUCUUGAGUAAAGCGCCGUUGUUUCUAGCUCUAUCAGAAGACAACCUCUCGCAUAAACUAGGGUUUCUAGUGAAGAUUGGAUACAAGCAUAGAACAAGGGAGCUGGCGUUUGCGAUGGGGGCUGUGACCAGAACUAGCUCUGACAAUAUGCAGAGGGUGAUUGGGCUGUACUUGAGUUACGGUCUUUCGCUUGAAGACAUUCUAGCUAUGAGCACAAAGCAUCCUCAAGUCCUGCAGUAUAGUCAUACUUCCUUAGAGGAGAAACUGGAGUAUUUGAUAGAGUACAUGGGUCGUGAAGUGGAGGAGCUUUUGGCUUUCCCUGCGUUUCUUGGGUACAAGCUUGAUAGCAGGAUCAAGCACCGGUAUGAAGAAAAGCUGAAGAGCAGAGGUGAAAACAUGUCUCUUAACAAGCUUUUGACAGUCUCAGCUGAAAGAUUCUCUAAGACAGCGGAUAAUAUUGAAGUGAUUUGCUUGUGAUUUGAGUGACAAAAGAUUUUAGUGAACCGAGUUUGAGGUCAUUGAAAACUUACAAUAGUUUAAAAAGUUGAGAGUUUAUAUAUCACAAUUUCUCACUUGGAUAUCAAACAUUCAAAUUUCUCCUUUACUUGCCUUGAUUUUUAUAUGGUGUAGCUAAGCUUUUUUUAUGUAUAUGUUCCUUAAAUGUUCUUUGCUCAGAGGUUGGUUAGUGCAUAAGUUAAUGAAUUGGUGAACAAUGCAAACAAAUCUUUCACUACCUUUU
This is a messenger RNA of Brassica rapa (field mustard), 2797 nucleotides long. Its product is annotated as transcription termination factor MTERF8, chloroplastic. Gene Ontology annotation, biological process: regulation of DNA-templated transcription. Gene Ontology annotation, molecular function: double-stranded DNA binding. The record is from RefSeq and is a predicted model, not a curated record. Lineage: Eukaryota; Viridiplantae; Streptophyta; Magnoliopsida; Brassicales; Brassicaceae.